CUCUUGUGUUUAUUUUGACAUUGACAUUAGCUCUCGACGUUGUUGCUUGUUGUUUGUUGAGAUAAAUUUCACAAUUUCAAGAUAAUUAAAUAAAAUACAGUGUUCUAAGUUUGUUUGCAUCCAACUGAAUUAAUACUUACCACAAGAUAAUAAAUCAACUGCUAAAAUAUGGGUUGCCAAGUUUAUUUUGAGAACCAUCUGGUCUCUCAACUCGAUUGCACCAAUGUGUCGUCAUUGAAACAGAAGAUUUCUCAAGAAUAUGCUGUCCCUUGUGAAGAUUUAUAUGCUACAUUCCAAGGGAAGUUAAUUGCUGACGAUUACGAGUUGAAUGACUGCGGAAAUGUGGUCAGAGUGUUCACGAGAUUGGUUGGAGGGAAGGGUGGUUUCGGAUCGAUGCUGCGCGCUAUUGGGGCUCAGAUCGAGAAGACGACUAACCGUGAAGCUUGCAGAGACUUAUCUGGGCGACGUCUUCGCGAUAUUAACGAGGAAAAGCGUCUUAGGAAGUGGUUAGAAGGCCAAGAAGAUCGUGAAAGGGAAGCUUUGGAGCGAAAGCAAAGAAAGAUUGAGAAAUUGAUAGCUGAACCGAAGAUCGAUGUUAAUUUGAGUCCUGUAUACGAGAAAGAGCGACAGGAAUUGCCUGAGAGGGUCAGUGCUGCAGUGGACGCUGGCUGGCAAGCGGCAGGCACUAGUGAUGGAGGUUUAAAACGUAAACUGGCCGAAGAAAAACCAAAAGGCAAGAAGAAGGCAAAGCUAUGGAUAGAUGCUGAACUCUCAGACUGUUCUUCGUUGAGUGAGGAUGAGGAAGAAGAUGAAGCUAGGUCAAAAGACAGACAGAUGGUGUCCACAGACAGCGGAAAUGAGUCUGACCACACGUCUGAUUGUAGUAAAUUGUGAUAAAUGAAACGAGUACAACAUUUAUAUGAUUUCUUGUAAAUUAUGAAUGAAUAAUCAUAGAACACCAUUAGGUCAUUAUACUAAUAAAUAGUCUACUCAUAAAACCCUCAAUAAAUUGGUCCUCUUUCAGUUGGGACUAUCAAUGAUAUAAACAUACAUAGUUAAUAUCAAUAGCAGGAAGAGUUCAGUAAAACAGAAGAAACAUUACUUAUACAUUAUUUUUCUAUGCAAGAAAUAUGUAUUAUCAUAAAGGAAGCAUAGAUCUAUAAAAAUAUUAAGCUUAUAUUCCUGUAAAAUGAGAUAAAGCGCAUGAAUUUUAAAUCCAAAUAGGUACCUAAAAUAUUGACAGAUAUCCAAGUGUUCAUGUAGACUGAUGAGUUUUAAUUUAGAUGCAACCAACUACUUGUUUAUCACAUCUAUUACAAUUUUCAUUUUACCUGAAAUUUUCUAAUUUUGAUGAUACUUAUGUGAUGAUAUUGAUUUUAGUCAAAUAUGGUAUUAAUUUGUACAUCUAAAUUGGCUAAUUAAGUUUUUGUAGGGCAAUGUAUCUAAACUACCAAUUAAAUAUUUGAAAAUA
This is a messenger RNA of Ostrinia nubilalis (European corn borer), 1471 nucleotides long. Its product is annotated as splicing regulator SDE2. Gene Ontology annotation, cellular component: nucleus. Bases 169 to 894 code for a protein of 241 amino acids. The transcript has a single exon. The record is from RefSeq and is a predicted model, not a curated record. Lineage: Eukaryota; Metazoa; Arthropoda; Insecta; Lepidoptera; Crambidae. Gene Ontology annotation, molecular function: protein binding.